AUGUCAUCCAUCAACGGUGUUUCUCACAUGGAUAUUCUUAAACCUACUGACUAUGAUGAAAAUCCUGCUAGAUAUAAAAAAGUAAGUGUCGUCAUUGUGUCUGAUACACAUAAAAACCAUCGACGAUUGGCGAUUCCCAAUGGUGAUAUACUUUUACACUGUGGAGAUUUUUCGAAUCGACAUGAUUGGUAUAAUUUAUCCGAUGAAAAUCCAAUUCCAAAAUCAAUCGUUGAUUUCAAUCAAUGGUUAGGCACAUUACCACAUCAACACAAAUUUGUCAUUGGUGGAAAUCAUGAAAUUGGCUUUGCACAACUUUCCCUUGAGGAUAUUCAAUCGAAACUGUUAACAAAUUGUAAAUAUCUACAAGACGAAUUGGUCGAAGUUGAAGGAAUAACAAUCUAUGGCUCUCCAUGGCCGUUCACUCAAUCUUAUCGUUCAAAAUGGUCUUCUAUUCCAGACCACAUUGAUGUUUUGAUGACGCAUGUACCACCGCAGUAUAUCUUAGAUUUAGCUUAUCAACCGAAGAAGGCUCCGAUCACAGAACCUUGUGCAAUGUGUGAUGAUAAAGUUCACGGAUCUUAUGGACACUGGGGCUCGCGAAGCUUAAAACGCGCGGUUCUGGAAAGAAUUCAGCCACGUGUACAUUGUUUUGGUCAUGUUCAUGACGAUCCAGGUUAUAAAUAUGAGAAUAAUACACUUUUUAUUAAUGCAGCUGCUAAUCUGACGCAUCAAUCGUUCAAACUUAACUUUUAUGUUGAUUUAAAUAAACAGGAAUAUGCUCAGUAA
Molecule: messenger RNA, 786 nt
Organism: Adineta ricciae
Lineage: Eukaryota; Metazoa; Rotifera; Eurotatoria; Adinetida; Adinetidae
Source: the annotation of a GenBank genome assembly